Messenger RNA from Closterium sp. NIES-65, 1371 nucleotides. Lineage: Eukaryota; Viridiplantae; Streptophyta; Zygnematophyceae; Desmidiales; Closteriaceae. The record is from the annotation of a GenBank genome assembly.
AUGCACUUCGCCGUGCCUGCAGCGCUGAAAAAAGCAACUCGCCGCGCCUGCAGCGCGGAAGACGCACUUGGCCACGCCUCUCAGCUGGCAGUGCCGAGCCUCUCACCAGGCAGUGCCGAGCCUCUCAUGGCGCGCGAUCCGCCGCCUACCACGUGGCGCGCGAUCCGCCGCCUGGUGAUGCCGCUGCCUGGUGGGAGAGGUGCGCGUAAUUACUUCAAAUAUAAGGACGACGAUGACAAGUACGGGAACAACAACGAGGACGCGGAGGAGGAGGAGGAGGAGGAGGAGGAGGAGGAGGAGGAGGAGGAGGAGGAGGAGGAGGAGGAGGAGGAGGAGGAGGAGGAGGAGGAGGAGGAGGAGGAGGAUUCGGAGGAGGAGGAGCAGGAGCAGGAGCGGGACAUCACCAUCGAGCAGCAACAGAACAGGGGUGACAACGACCAGGAGGGCGACGACAACGAGGAGGAGGAGGACAAGGAGGAGGAGGAGGAGGAGGAGGAGGAGGAGGAGGAGGAGGAGGAGGAGGAGGAGGAGGAGGAGGAGGAGGAGGAGGAGGAGGAGGAAGACGACGAGGACCAGGACGAAGAGCAGGAGCAGGAGCAGGGGCAGGAGGAGGAGGAGGAGGAGGAGGAGGAGGAGGAGGAGGAGGAGGAGGAGGAGGAGGAGGAGGAGGAGGAGGAGGAGGAGGAGGAGGAGGAGGAGGAGGACAAGGAGCAGGAGGAGGAGGAGGAGGAGGAGGAGGAGGAGGAGGAGGAGGAGGAGGAGGAGGAGGAGGACAAGGAGGAGGACGAGGAGGAGGAGGAGGGCGACGAGAAAGAAGACGACAACGAUGAGGUGGAGGAAGACGAGGAGGAGGAGGAGAACGAGGAGGAGGAGGAAGACGAGGAGGAGGAGGAGGAGGAGGAGGAGGAGGAGGAGGAGGAGGAGGAGGAGGAGGAGGAGGAGGAGGAGGAGGAGGAGGAGGAGGAGGAGGAGGAGGAGGAGGAGGAGGAGGAGGAGGAGGAGGAGGAGGAGGAGGAGGAGGAGGAGGAGGAGGAGGAGGAGAACGAGGAGGACGAGGAGGAGGAGGAGAAGGAGGAGUGUGACAAGGAUGGUGAAGGUGACAACGACGAGGAGGAAGAGGGCAGGGAGGAGGAAGACGACGACGAGGAGGACCAGGACGAGGAGCUGGAGCAGGAGCAGGAGCAGGAGCAGGAGCAGGAGGAGAAGGAGGAAGAGGAGGAGGAAGAGGAGGAGGAGGAGGAGGAGGAGGAGGAGGAGGAGGAGGAGGAGGAGGAGGAGGAGGAGGAAAAGGAGGAGGAGGAGGAGGAGGAGGAAGAGGAGGAGGAGGACGAGGAUGAGGAGGAAGACGAGGAGGAGGAGGAGGAGGAGUAG